UGUAUCCGUACCUGGAUUCUUAUCCGCGAAUCUUAAAAUUUAGAUCAUGACGAAUCCGACCUCUAGAUCCGUACCCGUAUCCGACACCCACACCCUAGUCCGAGCAACAUAGGCCAUGAUGAAGUCUUUUUUCUAAUCAAUUUAGUAAUUUACACUUGCAUUAUGAAAAGAAUUUGCUCUCUUUGUGAUUUUCACUAUUUAAACCAGCAGAGAGCGCUUGGCCAGGUUCAUAGGGAAUUUGACCUUCUAACUGAUUUCUUUCAAUCUUCAGUUAGCAUAAGAGAAAGCCAUUCUUGUUAACUCCAUAGUCAUCUCUCUCAAUACUACUGUACUGUAAUGGAUAAUGAGAUGAUGAAGGCGAUUCUGGGGACUGACUUUGAAACCUUUCUCUCCGAUCUAAUGGAAGAACGAUCGGAGGCUGAGUCCAUGCUGGACAUGAUGAAGCAGAACGAUCUCGACGCCCUUGCUCUUAAAAGUGUUAACUUUCUCAGCUGUUCCCAUGACGACAUGUAUUCUCUUGAGAAGUGCGCUUACCUCCUUUCCAGGUUGCUUAAUGUUGAUGAUGACUUAUGCACCUGGCGCAAUCUAAGCACCUCCACUCAAUCUGCCAUCAAAUCUUUUCUUCUUAAUCCUAUCAUCAAUUUUGAAGAAUCACAAUUCAUCAGCAAAGUGCGCUGUUAUACCAUUUACAGGCUGGCUGCUUCACUUCUCCCAGACAACAACUGGCCUGAACUUUUGCCAUUCUUGUACCAAUGCCUCACUGAUUCAAACAAUUGCUUCAAAGCGUCAGCUUUCUUAAUAUUUGCUGACCUAGCUGGGGACAUAGGUGAAACAAUAGUAGUCCCUUCUGCAAAAACUUUGCAUUCACUAUUCCGUAAUACACUGAAUGAUGAUACCGUUGAUCUAAAUGUGAGGAUCGUAGCCAUGAGGGCUGUGAUCAGGUUCAUUCAGCAUAUGUCAAGUUCAAAUGAAAAGGAGCGCUUUCAGGAUUUGUUGCCGGGGAUGAUGAAGACGUUGACUGACGCAUAUCUGAGCAAAGGUGAGGAGGAUCAGGUUGCAGACGAGCAACCCCUGACGCUUUUUAUAGAGUUGGCCAAGAAUGAGCCUAGGUUCUUGAGAAGGCAGCUAGUGGAUGUUGUAGCCACCAUGUUCGAUAUAGCAGAGGACGAGGGUUUGAAAGAGGAGACAACGCACUUGGCAGUUGAGUUCUUGAUAACUUUGGUUGAGGCGAAGAAGAGGGCCCCAGGCAUGAUUAAGAGGGUGCCCUUUUUUAUUAGCAGAUGUUUCGCUAUGUUAUUGAAGUUAUUACUAUAUAUUGAGGAUGACCCUGCUUGGCAUAGUGCCCUUGACGCGUCUGAUGAUACAGGAGCAACAAGUUACUACUGUAAGGGUAAGAAGUGUUUAGACCGGUUUUCUCUAGCAUUAGGAGGUAAGUCUAUAGCUCAUGUUGCCAUAGAGCAACUGUCUGCUUACUCGGCUGCGCCAGAAUGGGAGAAGCACCAUGCAGCUCUCAUUGCACUUGGUCAGAUUGCUGAAGGUUGCUCAAAGGUGAUGAUUAAGAACUUGGAGCAGGUGGUGGCUAUGGUUCUCAAUUGUUUCCAAGAUCCUCAUCCUCGAGUUAAAUGUGCAGCUUGCUAUGCAAUUUGCCGGUUGUUGGUUGACUUCUUCCCACAUUUGCAAGAAAAAUGCCAUAACCAAGUACUUCCUGCAUUAGCUGCAGCAAUGGAUGAUUUUCAUCCACGAGUGCAGGCACAUGCCGCAGCAGCUCUCUGCCACUUCGGUGUACCCGGCAAGCCAGAAACUUUGAUACAUCAUCUAGACGGAUUAGUUAACAAACUGCUUGUACAUCUAAAGAAUGGCAAACAAAUUGUCCAACAAGAAGCAUUAAAAGCAUUGUCUUUUAUAGCUGGAUCUGUUGAGGAGCACUUCCGAACCUGCUAUGAAGCUGUUAUGCCACACUUGAAAACUCUCCUGAGAAACGCAGAUCUUCAAUCUAAUCUCAUUGUUCUUUCAUGUGCAAUGGAGUGCAUAAGCUGUGUUGUGAUGGCUGUUGGCAAAGAGAAAUUUAGAGAUGACGAAAAGCAGGUUAUGGAAAUGCUUAUGUCAUUACAAGCGAAGGUGGAUGAUCCUACUACUACCAAAUACCUGCUACAUGCAUGUUGUAGAAUUUGCGAGUGCAUGGGAAAGGAUUUUCUUCCCUAUAUGAAUGUAGUCAUGCCCUUCUUACUUCAAUGUGCUCAACUUAAUACCAUCUCUAUGGAGCAGUACAAUGAAAACUAUAAAGUAGAUGCUAAUAGUAAAGAGACACUAGAGAUGAAAGCUAAAGCCUGUAGAUUGCUAUGUUGGUAUGCUGAAACAUUGAAGGAAGACUUUUACCCAUGGAUUUCCCAGGCCGUUUCAAUCCUUGUUCCGCUUCAGAAAUUCUAUACCCACAGACUUGUCAGGGAAUCUGCUGUUAAAGGCCUACACUUCCUGUUGCGUUCUGCUAAACUGGCUGUUGAGAAAGGGGUUGCUCAAGACGAAAGUGAGUCAUAUUUCACGAAGUUGUCAGACCAUAUAAUACUGGCUUUGGUUGAAGCUUUGCAUAAGGAGUUUGAGACAGAAAUGUGUGUAGUCAUGUUGAGAGAACUGAAUGGUUGUCUGCAGAUUUGUGUACCACUUCUCAAUGAAGCACAGGUUCGUAGCAUCGUGGAUGAGAUAAAGUAUGUCAUUACAAACAGUUCAAAGAGAGAGAGAAAACAAGAACUCAAAGAGAGAGCGAAAAUGGAAGAUUUCGAUGCUGAGGAAGCUGAAUUGUUGAGGGAAGAAAGCGAGCAAGAAGAAAAAGUUUUCGAGAAUGCCCGCUAUAUAUUGCGCACAUUGAUCAGAACUUUCAAGGCUUCUUUCUUGCCUUUCCUUGAUGAGUUGUCAUCAUAUUUAUUACCUAUGUGGGUAAGUUAUAACCGAUAUAAUCUUCACCUUCUAGUUUGUUUUUCAUUAUAUUCAUUUUUUCUUGCUUUUAUGAAGGCCAAGGAGAAAACAACUACUGAGAGAUGCUCAUCUAUUUGUAUCUUUGAUAAUCUUAUGGAGGAGUGCCCUGAAGCAGCUCUAAAGUACUAUGAUUCAUGUCUUCCUUUAAUUUUGGAUGCGAGCAAUGACGAAGACCCAGAUGUUAGACAGGCUGCUCUUUAUGGACUUGGGCUUUGGGCAGAAUAUGGUCGUUCUUCUUUCAAACCUUUUGUUGGAGAGGCUCUGUCAAGGAUCAAUGUAGUGAUAAUGCACUUACGUGCUCGUGAACAUGAGAAUGAAAGUGCAUAUGAUAAUGCUGUUUCUGCACUUGGUAAGAUAUGUCAGUUCCAUGGGGAAAGUUUCGACUCAGCCGAGGCUAUUCCAGCUUGGUUGAAUUGCCUGCCUAUAAAAGCGGACUUGGAAGAAGCAAAAGAUGUUCAUACACAGUUGUGUUCAAUGAUCGAAAGAUUUCUCACUCGCAGGUCAUACGGAGAACUUUUGGGUCCCAACUAUCAAUACCUUCCAAAAGUUGUUUCAGUUUUCAUAGAGGUUCUAUGUGCUGGAGAGGUUCUUGCCACAGAAGACACUGCAAAACGUAUGAUUAAUCUUUUGAGGCAUUUUCAGCACACACUUCCACCAGCUACGUGGGCGUCGGCACAGUCCUUGUUAUUGCCUGAACAGGAGAUGGAGUUGGAAUCCAUUGUAUCACCUGAGGAAGAUGUUAACAUUUCAAUCGAUGCAAUGAAGUUACUAGUCUUGUGAACUUGUGGGAGUCAAACAUUUUGAUGCGAAAUUGCUGAAGGUGGAAAAAGGACAAGAAGAUCAGUAAUACAUUUAGCAGUGUACAGCCACAUUUAUCAUGUUAGAGUUUGUAUUUUGAAUGUGGCAAAUACAUCAGUGUACUCAUUCUUGACUUACUAAUAUGAAGCUGAUGAAAUGUAGCAUUCAGCAAAAAUCAAUUCCUAGUCGGAUACUUUACUGUUGCACUUCUGAAAUUGUAGGAGUCUAUAUCCGAAAUUUCAAGUCAUUUAGGCUUAAUUUGAA
Molecule: messenger RNA, 4032 nt
Organism: Lycium ferocissimum
Lineage: Eukaryota; Viridiplantae; Streptophyta; Magnoliopsida; Solanales; Solanaceae
Exons: 19
Coding region: 337-3750 (1137 amino acids)
Biological process (GO): protein import into nucleus
Cellular component (GO): nucleus; cytoplasm
Molecular function (GO): protein binding; nuclear import signal receptor activity
Source: RefSeq, a predicted model, not a curated record